Molecule: messenger RNA, 315 nt
Organism: Pseudogymnoascus destructans
Lineage: Eukaryota; Fungi; Ascomycota; Leotiomycetes; Thelebolales; Thelebolaceae
Exons: 2
Coding region: 1-315 (104 amino acids)
Source: RefSeq, a predicted model, not a curated record
AUGGCAGCCGUUGUUCUUAUGGCAAUCGUUGUAUUGCCAAUGAUGGGCUACCAGAAAUAUCGGAAGCACAAAGCUCGCAAGGCUAUGAAGAAGGAGUUGGGGGCGCAGCCGGAACCACCAGGGGGACAUCAAGCAUUAUGGGAACAAUUCGGAGAUCACCCGCCUUCAUAUGAUGAUGCAGUCGGCUCUCAUCCGUCUCCGCCAUAUUCAUCGAAUAGACCACCGGGAUAUGUCCAGCGGACUUCCGGCAAUCGCGGGCUGCCAGUUGGGCAUCUCCCUGGUCCAUAUUUAUCUCCGACUGCUGUGGCUUUAUAG